Fragaria vesca subsp. vesca is the source of this 1252-nucleotide messenger RNA. RefSeq lists its product as uncharacterized. The transcript has 5 exons. The coding region runs from base 35 to 1000 and encodes 321 amino acids. The record is from RefSeq and is a predicted model, not a curated record. Lineage: Eukaryota; Viridiplantae; Streptophyta; Magnoliopsida; Rosales; Rosaceae.
AUUUCUGUGAGUUUCAUUUAGCUCUCAUCCAACCAUGCCUCGAGGAACACUUGAAGUUGUUCUUGCUGAUGCCAGAGGCCUUGACAACAAUGAUUUUCUGGCUAAGAUAUCCCCCUAUGCUGUUUUGACUGUAAAGACCCAAGAGAAGAAAAGUACUGUGCUUACAGGGAAAGGAUCAAACCCAGAAUGGAAUCAAUCUUUUCUGUUCACAAUUUCGGAUGAUGAAGUCAAGGAACUCCAUCUGACAAUUAUGGACAAAGAUAACUUCAGUGCAGAUGAUUAUGUUGGAGAAGCAACCAUUCCUUUACUGCCAGCUUUUGUCAAAGGAACUGUGAACCCAACUACAUACAACAUUGUCAAUAAGGAGAAGGAAUUUUGUGGUGGGGUUAAACUUGGACUCACUUUCACUCCUGAAUCUGGUUUUCUACCUGGGAGAAGCGAUCAUGGUUCUGGAGAACAUGGUGAGGAGGGCUCUGGUGGAUGGAAACAGUCAUCUGAUGGGGAGGAAAUACCGGGUGGAUGGAAACAAUCAUCUCUUGGGGAGGAGAGACUAGGUGGAAGGAAUGAACCAUCUUAUGGGGAGGAGAGACAUGGUGGGAGGAAUGAGCCGCCUUAUGGGGAAGAAAGACCACCUUUUGGGGAGGAGAGACCACCUUUUGGGGAGGAGAGGCCACCUUACGGGGAAGAGAGACCACCUUACAGGGAGGAGAGACCACCUUAUGGGGAAGAGAGACCACCUUACAGGGAGGAGAGACCACCUUACGGGGAAGAUAGGCCACCUUUCAGAGGCGAGAGACCACCUUACGGGGAAGAUAGGCCACCUUUCGGGGGUGAGAGACCACCUUUCAGGGGGGAGAGACCACCUUAUGGGGAGGAGCGGCCACCUUUCGGGGAGGAGGGACCGCCUUUUGGGGAGGAAAGACAUGGUGGAAGGAAUGAACCGCCUUAUGGGGAGAGACCAGGUGGAUGGAAACACUCGCCUUCCGGUGAGGAGAGAUAGGAGGAUUGAUGGAAGCAAUUCUACCCUGGUAUAAACUUGUGAUCAUGCAAUGUUUGGGAAUACAGUAAUACUGGAUUGGAGGUUCCUUCUGGUGUGUGUUGUGUUCAAUCCUAUGUAUGUGCUCCUCAACUUGUUUCAUGUGAAAUAAUGAAUCUAUUGUACUGAUGUAUUUUGUUUUGUAUUUGCUUUACCACUUUGUGAUAUCCACUGUAGACUCCAAAACAAUUAUGUUGGUUUGCUAAAAUUCCCUAC